CAGCAACUUUCACUUCUUGUCUUGUAAGUAUUUCCUUGUGGGUAUUUUUGUAGAAAAGUUUCGUUGUCCGUUAUAUUUGAUAAAAAAAACUGUUAACUCAGAAAUCGGCGUGAUCUCACAAACCUCUCCACAGCCCAGCGAGAGCAGCGAGUCUAGUUCCCAUCAAACUCUUGGCCAGAAAAAGGAAGAAGAACUAAAACUCUCUUCUCCUAGAUCGGAAUGUUUUGAUAAAUUUCAGAAAGUGUGCGGUAUGUGCGGUUGACUCUAUGAUAUGUAGCGUUAUUUUCUAGGCGCCGUCCCAAUUGCGCCGGAUAAUUUUAUAUUGAGGUGUGACGUGUGCAGCUGUGCGAACAUUUUAUCUCCUGGAUUUCAUCCGGCUACAGGAAUAUCCAGCUCGCAAGUUUGAGAAGUUGCUUUAGCUGCGUAGUUGUGUUUGUGCUGUCCGCGAACUUGCCGUAUAGAGGUGAAAAAUGGCGGAUUCGAAUCACUCAUCAGCUUCGAAUCAAAUUAAUCUUGCUGCUGUCAAGCGAGUCGAUCCCUAUGCUAGAGACAUCCUAGAAAAAGCGUCUCAAGUUGCUUUAUAUUCCUUCAAUGGUGAGAAGAACGAGUGGAAAAAGACUGAAGUUGAGGGGGCCUUGUUUGUGUACAGCCGUACCGGAGAGCCCUUUCACAACAUUCUUAUUAUGAACCGCCUUAGCACUCAAAAUCUGAUGGAACCAGUUAUACAAGGGUUAGAUAUUCAAAGACAAGAGCCCUUCUUACUCUAUCGGAACAGUAAGUGCGAUAUCAAUGGAAUCUGGUUCUAUGACAAAGACGAAUGUGUGAGGAUUGCUGAAGUUUUGGACAGAUUGGUUAGAGAGGCGCCUUUAACUAACUGUCCUCCACCUGUCACCAAACCAGUGCCAGUUAGUGCUCCUUUGCACAACAAUAACAACAACAAUAAUGGUACUGAUAUAUUCAGUAUGCUCAGUAAGGCACAAGAAGAUUACUUCUCUAAAAAUGUUUUAUCACCAAACCAUGCUCCAGACACUCAACCUGCUGAAACUCCGCAGACUGUUUUGGAUUUCUUUGCAAAGGCCAGUACAAGCUCAAGCAAACCUGCAGUAGCCCAGUCCCCAGCCCUGUUCAUAGCUCAAGCUCAGCAUGCUGCCCAGAGAGUGCAGGCUCCAGAAGCUCAUGAUCCUAAUUUGAAGCCAAUUUUACAGCGCUUGAAGUCCAAUCCUGUUCACAGUGUUGAGCACAUUGAAAAACAACAGAGAUCAGUUACGCCUCAGCAAGCUGAUGUCCACCCAGAACCUAAGUCUGCUCAGAAAGACCAGAAAAGGAGUGGGUUUAAACUGAAACCGGUGAAAGAAAAUGGUAAAAACAAAGGCCAGAGUGGUCCAGGUGCUAAUCCAGUCAACAAUUCUGCAAUUACAACUGUUACAAACGGAAUAAAUUUCCUAAGAAUCUCACCCACUAAUGUUACUGGGUCGCCUCAACAGGGGGUUUUAGCCUCUCCCCGAACACCAGGAACAUCAGGGCCUAUUUUAGACUCGAGGCCAGAUGUAACACCCAAACCUGCUCUUAUGCCUCCAGUAAUGUUCACAUCAUCACCUGCACAUGAAGCCUCUCUCCAGUCAACGCCACAUUCUCACCAGGCACACAUGACUCUGGGAAAUCAGGUGUCACGAUCACCACCUCUUAAACCUGAACCAUUAACUAAAAAUCAGCUUCUUCAAGCCUUCCACUAUUUGCUGAAAAAUGACCCGGAUUUCGUCAACACACUGCAUGAGGCUUAUGUCAAGUCUUUCGCGGAAAUUGUACCUUAGUCUUGUUUUGCUUGCGAUGACUUGGGCCCUAGUUUGGUAUAAAUUAUUUUACGACUUGUGAUAACCAAUCAUUUAUCUGAUUGGUGUACUCUUUUAUUGGUUGGAUCUAUGGAUUUCUUAAUGGGCUUCAAAAUGAAGCCAGUACACUAUUUUGUUGCCCUCUUUAACUUAGUGGUGUUAUUCCCUGUGACAUAGCAAACCACAAUAACUUGUUUCAAUAUUACAUUCUCUUUCAAGAUUGUAAUGAGUAUGAGUUAUUGUUUCCAAAGUUCUCUGACAUUACAAUGGUGUCUAUGGAGAUGUGGUAUUAGCACAUCAACUUGAAGAUGUGGCAGCUACAUGUGGCUUUCUUUGUCAAGAGUGCCAUUGGUUGACAGUGUGUUAAGCACCAUAUAGCCUUAAAAGUUGACUUCAGAUGGUAGCCUGUCUGAUUUUUUAUAAGUGUAUGCAGUACCUGAGGGAGUGGGUGGUGAGCUGAAAUACUUUCUGUUUUAUGCAUUUGUCUAUUCUCUUUGAUUGAUUCCCUGUACUCCGUGCAGUGAUUGAAACAUUCAUCAUAAAUGUUAAGGUCUUGGUAAAAUGCUAGUUAAAACCAUUCAGCCUCAUUUGCCCCUCUGUAGUGUAAUUUUAUUGUAUUUGAAGUCACUAUUUUUGGAAGAUAUAAUUUGUCUCUUAAAAUGUUUUCUCUUCUUUCUUUCUUUUCUUUUUUUUUUUUUUUCGGUUUUGAAUAAAAAUCAUACCUAACUUUGUUGUAGGUAUAUCUUAAGUUUGAUGUGAUAACUUUAUGAAUCAUCUGGAAAUGAUCUUUAUAGAGAUGGCAAGUUAAGUUCUGCAGUCUGUAGAUUUGUUGAACUUAAGAAAUGUGAUGUAGUUUGUUCAUGGCAUAAUCUUCAAAUAUGUUCCUUAUAUUUUAGAAAAUCUGAAUUUACUAUAGAUGAUGUGGUUUGUAAUGUAAUUUGUUUGGCCUUACUAUGUGACAACUAAUUGACCAUUUCAUUUUGUUUUCAUUGUUUCUUUUAUAAAAUUAAGGUGUAUUGUUCCAUAGCAUUUUCUCUUGUAAUUUUUUUUCUCAUAGUUCUUUCUUUGAGGUCAACAAUAAAGCACAUAACUUAGUAAAAAUGUUCCGUUUGCUCAUAAGUGGUUAUGUACAGCUGUAUCUUCAAACAGCCAUCUUCAUUCUUGAUUUUCUAAAAGUAUAAUGUUAAACUUCAAUGUUUGAACCAUUAUAGGAUAUACAUAUGUUUUUAGUGUGAAGAAAAUGAAGGAGGCACAUUUUAUUUGUUCUCUCAAGUUACAGCCUUGUAACAUUUUACUAGUAGCUGUGUGGUAAGCCAAGGGCCAAUAUUUUCCCUCUUGAAAAAAGGGAAUAAAGGUUUUUGGUUGUUUUUUUCUUCAUUUUUGCAUUAUGCAAUUUUUUUAUUGUGUUUGAGAAUUAGCUUUCCCCUAUGUUCUAAGCAUUGGGCAUUAUUCAUUUCCAAUCAAUCACUCAAAAUUAUAUUUUAAAAUUGUAAUUAUCAAGCUUGUUUAUGUUUUUGAGAAAAACUAAGAAUAGCUAUUGAUGUAUGUGCCAACGAGUAGAGCAUAUGUAUGAUUUGCAUAAAGCCAUUAGGUUGUAUCAAUUUUCUCCCCCUUAGAAAUUGUUUUCUAUGAUUGCAAUGAUCAAAUUGAGUAUUUUAAGUCAUAUGUGGGAAUAUGCCAAUGAAAGCAUUGGUGUUGAGUGUUGUGACUGUGAAACAGAUGAGACCCACGACCCACCUCUGUAUUGCUUACGCAACAGGCCGUAUGUUUUGUGCACCACAGGUUAUGGGGAUCCAUAUACUACUGUUAAUGACAGAAGCUGUAAUUCUAGAAUAAAAGCUGGCAAGGAAGUACUACUAA
Frankliniella occidentalis (western flower thrips) is the source of this 3689-nucleotide messenger RNA. RefSeq names its product mRNA-decapping enzyme 1B (gene DCP1). Gene Ontology annotation, biological process: deadenylation-dependent decapping of nuclear-transcribed mRNA; deadenylation-independent decapping of nuclear-transcribed mRNA; positive regulation of catalytic activity. Gene Ontology annotation, molecular function: enzyme activator activity; mRNA binding. Gene Ontology annotation, cellular component: P-body. NCBI's taxonomy places the organism in Eukaryota, Metazoa, Arthropoda, Insecta, Thysanoptera, Thripidae. The record is from RefSeq and is a predicted model, not a curated record. The coding region runs from base 471 to 1811 and encodes 446 amino acids. The transcript has a single exon.